Messenger RNA from Durotheca rogersii, 2162 nucleotides. RefSeq names its product ankyrin repeat-containing domain protein. The record is from RefSeq and is a predicted model, not a curated record. Bases 240 to 1892 code for a protein of 550 amino acids. The transcript is spliced from 2 exons. Lineage: Eukaryota; Fungi; Ascomycota; Sordariomycetes; Xylariales; Xylariaceae. Gene Ontology annotation, molecular function: protein binding.
UUCCGAUGUUCUCUUUGUGUGAAUUACUCGCACAUACUUCCUUUUCCCUAGCCUUCCAGGAGGUACCUAUGUUUUUACUGACCUCUCGUAAAAAACGUAAACGGAGAAGGUAGGUAGGUAUAUCAACCAAUACCUCCCCCCCCAAGUCCCUCGUCACGUCGCUCAAUCGUGCUACCCCCAAUAUCCUUUUCCUCAUCGCCAGCAUCUCCUUCGCCAGCAAGAGGUCAUCGUUGAAGACAAUGCAGAGUACAGAGCAAAAACGAGCCCCAGGACUCCUGGACUUGCCGCUUGAUAUCUUCCCCUGUGUGGCCGAGAACUUAACCGACCGCAGCCUCGCCAACUUCUGUCUGUCUUGCCGUGCCAUCUGCGAGGCACUAAACUCGGCCCUUUAUCGCCGUGCUCGCAACAAUGCGCGUGUCCUGACCUGGGCGAUCAAGAAAAAUCACCCUGUCGUCGUCAGGAAACUCCUCGAAGAGGGUACCAAUCCAGACCUCAUGCUAGGCCCUACCCCGUCCCGGGGCAACCUGUUCGGGGGCUCCUUUUCGAUGGACUUUACAGAUUACUUGCCGAGUCCUUCGGAUCGUCCCGAGCUCGAGGUGCGGGUUGGACAAACCCAUCAACCACUUAGCAAGGUUCUCCCCGCGACAACGGGUUCCAAAAAGCCGAAGCCUCAUAUCGAUGCCCUCGCUUCCGUUUUCAAGGUGGUCAACGACGCUCGUCGCGGAAUCGUGGGCAACGCUCUGGACGUCUAUCCGAUGCCUACCCCAUAUUUGGCGCAGAACCGGGGAAUGAUCUCGCGACCGUCUCAAUACUUUGCUUCGUUGGGUAUAUGGACACCACUCCACCUAGCUGCCGGGCGAGGCCGUCGCCAAAUCGUUGAGAUAUUGCUUGAGAACGGUGCAAAUAUUGACGCCCUUUCCCGAGGAUUCGAUACCUACAGGUUCUCCUCACGCCGAAUACCUGAGGUAGAGUGCUCGUGGUGGAAGCCUCUCUUCAUGGCGAUAUACCAGCGCGAUUACGAUUUAGUCAAGCUCCUGGUCGAGUCCGGUGCAUCGUUUUUUGUCGGUACGGAAGCCUCGGGGCGUCCAGACGGCCACGUGACCGCUUUACACGUAUCGUGCUCUACCGGGUCUAUCGACAUUUCGAGCUUCCUCGUAGAUCAUUACGGGCCGGAGAUGAUACACAUCAAGGACCACCGGGGGAUGACCCCGCUGUCCUGGGCCUACAGGGAGGGUAAAUGGGAUAUGAUUUACUGGCUGGUGCGACAGGGCGCCAGCGUCGAAACCCAAGCCGGGAACGGCCGCUCUCUGCUUCUGGAUGCCUGCGCUCGUUGGGAUUUCGACAGCGCGUUGCGUAUUCUUCGGCUUGACGAAAAUCCCAGCUAUUUAUCCGUUGCCUCGUCAUUACACUACAUCUGUGGCAAGCCUGCGCCCCCCGUGGGUGAGGAUCUCGGAGUUUACCGAGGUCGGUACUAUGACGAGUGCCACGAGGAUCGAUUCCAGGUUGCGGACGCACUUAUCGAAAAGAGAGCGGACGUUAAUGCGAGAACUAUCGGUGGGAACGAGACGCCUCUGGCACUGGCCGCAACCCAUCACCUCGUCUCCAUCGUGAAGCUCUUGAUCGCUGCUGGUGCUGACAUUGAUGCCCAGGAUAAUGCCGGCAACACACCGUUGAUGAGGGCUUGUAGGCGGAAUCCAGAGACAUUUACUUCUCCUAUCCCGACGGUGAAGUUGCUGCUUAAACAGGGAGCCUCCCCUGCCAAGGUCAACCACGUGAACCAAACGGCGUUGGAUAUAGCAUGCAGCUCCGACGGACCGCACAGUUCUGAGAUUGUUCAGCUUUUGAAGCAGCAUGCUACUUCGAAUCACCCUGAGACUCUGGGGGGCAUCUAGGGCGGUGCGCGCGCCAGAUCGCCCACUAUCGGCGUACGCCAUAGCAGAAGGCAGGCACUCAGCGAAGGGUCGGAGGUAACAAUUCGACAGUGGCCAGUGUCUCCCACCCGUCCGCACACGAAAAAUAUUCGAAUCUCCGAGGGCGGGUUCUACUUGGAUAAGCAUCGUAAGAGGGGAUAAGUUAAACACAUUUCUAAGGCGCGAGCAAAUGAAUGAUGAUUAUGAUCAUGAUCAUGAUCAUGAUGGAAUAGGCUGACGAACGUGUUACUG